CAAUAUUUUUCUAAUAAUUCUAAUAAUUUCUAAAAUAAUACAGGUUGACUUUAAAAUUAUUUUAAAACAAAUUAAACACUAAUGACAAAUGUUGAAAAAAUGUGUGAAAAAAAUACAAAGGUCAAUUAUAUAGUGCGUGAAUUGCAAUUAUGCGAUUCCCGUGAAGUGCACGAAAUCCAGGGGUCUGUCGGCUGGUCGAGACAAAUACACGAAUCGGAAGUUAUUAUGAAUAUCGACCCCAACGGCCAGUAUGUGGCCCAGGAUAUAGACACCGGAAAACUGUUGGGAUACUUGUGUGGUGUUAAUGUGACUGAGGAUUUAGCCUACCUUGGAUCCUACAGUGUGCGACCAGAAUACCAGGGUCAGGGUAUUGGUAAAGCAUUGUGCGCUAAGAUUAUUGAACACUUGGGCGACAGAAAUCUCGGACUUGUAUCGUCUAAACAAAAAACAUUUGAGCUUUACAGAGAUGUUCAUAAUUUCAAGUAUAUUUCCGACAGACGUGUGAUUGUAAUGGUCGGUCCACUGACCCCUAACCCACAACUUAUUGAUAAUAUCGAUGGCAUCUCUUUGGUGUCCAUCGAUGGACACAACGUUCGCGAUGUCAUUGAAUACGACAAACACGUUAGCGGUUUAGACCGCAGUGUACUCAUUGAGAGCUUAUAUAAAAUCCCAGAAAAUAUUAAUUUAGUAGCAAUUGACGACCAUGGUCAUGUGGUGGGUUAUUGUUUCAUACUUGAAACAAUUAACGGAGUGUACUCGGUUGAGCCCCUGUAUGCUGAUAAUGAACACAUCGCUGAGUUAUUGGUCGGCAAAUGUGUGGCACGUUUGCCGCCAAACCGGACGUUAAAGUACAGGUGUUGGACCAGUAGUGAAAAGGCACAGAUGAUAGGCACUAAACUUGGAUUGAGCGAGGUAGUCCGAAUGUGGACCAUGUACACCAAAAAAUUAGUUGACCCAGCUCAUAUUGAUAAAGCCUUUUGUCCCGCU
Molecule: messenger RNA, 987 nt
Organism: Oppiella nova
Lineage: Eukaryota; Metazoa; Arthropoda; Arachnida; Sarcoptiformes; Oppiidae
Source: the annotation of a GenBank genome assembly